Dicentrarchus labrax (European seabass) is the source of this 1176-nucleotide messenger RNA. RefSeq lists its product as uncharacterized. Gene Ontology annotation, molecular function: MHC class II protein binding; protein tyrosine kinase binding. Gene Ontology annotation, biological process: interleukin-15-mediated signaling pathway; positive regulation of ERK1 and ERK2 cascade; T cell activation. Bases 6 to 1055 code for a protein of 349 amino acids. The record is from RefSeq and is a predicted model, not a curated record. Gene Ontology annotation, cellular component: membrane raft; external side of plasma membrane. The transcript has 7 exons. NCBI's taxonomy places the organism in Eukaryota, Metazoa, Chordata, Actinopteri, Moronidae.
CAGUUAUGAGCAUGAGAACAAGAGAUAGAAGAAGGAGAGAGAGACAGAGAAUCACGAUGGUUGAGUUCAAAUGGAUUCAAAUGUCUUUAUUUCUGAUAGCGCUGCUUCACUUUACAGGAGCAGAUGAAAACGAUCCCCCCUCCUUCAUCAUCAGAGUUGGAGAUGAAGUCACUUUGAGUUGUGAAAAUGUGACAGACGGUCAGCAAAACUGUGAAUAUACUACAUGGCUGUUCAGUGAUUCAGAAAACACAACAGUAGAGCUGUUUGAACUUGGAGAGAUUGAUGAAAAAUUCAAAACUAAAUCAGACAGACUGAGUGUUACAGCGAACUGUUCUCUGGUUAUAAAAAAGGUCACAGUCGAGGAUGUUGGUCGUUACGUCUGCAGACAGUUUAUAUCAGGACAACAACAAGGUCCAGACUCUCUGGUUUAUCUGUCUGUUAUUACCAUGACUGAACAUAAGGACGCUGAUAACGUGACAUUAAACUGCUCUGUGUCGACAUUUGAACCAUGUACACACACAGUGAAGUGGCUGCAUGAGGGUCAACAUGUGAAUACUACGGAAUCUACCUGCUAUGCUUCUGUUACCUUUCAGACUUCUCAUUACAUUUACACAUCGAACUAUAACUUACUGACAUGUGCAGUGACUGAUGAUUACUCUGGGAUAGUGCAGCUGUUUCGCUUCGGACUUCAGCCCUCAGGUGAGGACACAGUAACAACAGCAACAACAGAACCAACAACAAUUAAAAAGAGCAUAAAAGCAGGAACCAACACAACAGAGUCUGCAAUCAAUGACACUUCAACAGAAAUAAAAGCUCGUACAGAUUGUUCUGUUCUGAACUACAUAAUGUUGGUUAUGCGUGUGGCUGAACUCCUCCUAAUUACUGUGAUUACUGUUCUUCUCAUCAGAGCUCGAGGGAACCAGAGACCACCUGAUGACAUCACUGUGUAUCAUGAUGAAGAGGAAGAUGAUGCUGUGGUGCAACAUGAACACUUUGGAGAAACUUCUGCCUCUGUCAGACAACAACGUCCUUAUCGACACCAACUCAUCAGAUAAAAGACUCACUGCAGCUAAAUAACAUCACAUUUCCACUGGUAGUUGAAGUCUUCAGCUAAAAACAAGACCAGUUUUGAGCAACUGAUUGUUUUUAUUUGCUAAGGUGAGAAAUGUUUGUGUG